Mya arenaria is the source of this 633-nucleotide messenger RNA. RefSeq lists its product as uncharacterized. The transcript is spliced from 4 exons. Gene Ontology annotation, molecular function: protein binding. Lineage: Eukaryota; Metazoa; Mollusca; Bivalvia; Myida; Myidae. The record is from RefSeq and is a predicted model, not a curated record. The coding region runs from base 37 to 615 and encodes 192 amino acids.
AUUCAUACGACAGAAAGUCCCGAACAGGCGAUUGAAAUGUUAACGGGACCUUUUAACCACAUGUUGUGUGUCGAACUCAGCCACAUAGACUGCACUCAAUACCAUGCACAAAAUCACGAACAGCUAUGCGGUGAUAAUGGGAUAACGUAUGCCUCACACUGCUUGUAUGUGCAAGCACACUGCCAAAUUCAUGUGCAACUGGCCAGUCACGGAGCAUGCCCAGUCACCACACAGCCGCCGGCGCCACAAGUAACAGCAACAACAACGGUCGCCCAGACGCUCACCACGACCGCUGGAGCUCCGGCUGUCACAACCAACGCUGCCGGAAGAAUUACCACCACAACCGUAGCUCAAACGACAGUGGCUCCUUCGACCGCCACCCCGACCACCACAGCUCCAGCCACCACAACCUUUAAUCCAAUGGCCGGUAUCAUACAAGGCGUGUUUUGCUCCAAUAUGGCCGCGAUAUCAUGUACAACCCAAGGAUUUGUACUCAUAUGUGGAACAGACGGGCAGCUGUAUCCAAACCAGUGUGAGCUUUCCAAAGCUGCCUGCGCUAACAACCAGCUCACGAUCGAACCAGAUCAGUCAAAUUGCCUCCCCGGGAGUCCUUAGACCUUGUUCAACAUUGUU